AUGGAGCGGUGGCGCGACCGCCUCGCCCUCGUGACGGGCGCCUCGGGGGGCAUCGGCGCGGCCGUGGCCAGGGCCCUCGUCCAGCAGGGAGUGAAGGUGGUGGGUUGCGCCCGCACCGUGGGCAACAUAGAGGAGCUGGCUGCCGAAUGUAAGAGUGCAGGCUACCCCGGGACUUUGAUCCCCUACAGAUGUGACCUGUCAAACGAAGAGGACAUCCUGUCUAUGUUCUCGGCUAUCCGCUCUCAGCACCGCGGUGUGGACAUCUGCAUCAACAAUGCUGGCCUGGCCCGGCCCGACACCCUGCUCUCAGGCAGCACCAACGGCUGGAAGGACAUGUUCAAUGUGAAUGUGCUGGCCCUCAGCAUCUGCACGCGGGAAGCCUACCAGUCCAUGAAGGAGCGGAAUGUGGAUGACGGGCACAUCAUUAACAUCAACAGCAUGUCUGGCCACCGAGUGGCACCCCAGUCUGUGACCCAUUUCUAUAGUGCUACCAAGUAUGCCGUCACUGCACUGACAGAGGGACUGAGGCAAGAGCUUCUGGAGGCCCAGACCCACAUCCGAGCCACGUGCAUCUCUCCAGGAUUGGUGGAGACACAGUUCGCCUUCAAACUUCAUGACAAGGACCCUGAGAAGGCAGCUGCCACCUAUGGACACAUAAAGUGUCUGAAACCUGAAGAUGUGGCCCAGGCUGUCAUCUAUGUCCUCAGCACCCCCCCACAUGUCCAGAUCGGAGACAUCCAGAUGAGGCCCACGGAGCAGAUGACCUAG
Molecule: messenger RNA, 768 nt
Organism: Pipistrellus nathusii (Nathusius's pipistrelle)
Lineage: Eukaryota; Metazoa; Chordata; Mammalia; Chiroptera; Vespertilionidae
Source: the annotation of a GenBank genome assembly